GAUUCACGCAAAUAGUUGCGCUCUUUGGCUUUUGAAGAUUUCGCUUUCGUUUCUAAUAUCGACGGAUUAUGAUUUUUCAAAAAACGGUUCGUGCAAAAAUGCUGUUUGUAAGCUUGAUAAAAUUUAAAAAAAAAUGCAGUUCUCAGCUGUCAAUUUAAGCUUUACAAAUAUUUUUUAGGUUAUGAAAGCGUUUUUUUAGGCGCUUUAUGAUUAUUUUGUGCAUAUGAACUAUAAUUAUUGAACUCAGCAUCAUUAAGGUUACAUUUUUGAAUAUUCUGCGCAUAACUUCUUUUAAAUACUUCGACCAACACUUUAAAAAAAGUUACAAAAUAAAUUGGAUCCAGUAUUCCAAAUCAAAAUAUAAAAUAAUUAAUUAUUGUAAUGUAUUUGCUCACGACUAUAAAAAUGUUCCCUAUUACUCAAAUUACAAACAAUUACAAUGAACUAAGUUAUUUAUAAACAAAUUACUUACCGCAGACUUCCCGCAUAAAAUUACUCCUGAGUUACUCAUGGACCCUAUUUUCAUAAACAGAGUAUGACAAACUAUGACUAUUUUAAAAAUAAACCGCAUAGAUUAAAGGGAGUAAAUGGUUUGGGGUUUUCUAUUUGUAAUUACCUAAUUGGAAUGAACCACUCAAAGCAAAAACAAGUAACGUGUAAUUAUAAAGGAAGGGCCAUUACUAUUUUCAUGAGCAUAGCUGUGCGUUUUAAGAUAAUAAGUGCUCAAGUGCCCCGAUUUUUGCACAGUGUGGUCAUACCUGGCUGCCCUGGCUGCUGGUAUCUGAUGGAAUGUGUGUUGGCCAUGAUUCACCAAAGUUUUGAUGAUUUUGUGCUGCGUCACAGAUUCGAGGCAUUAUUAAAGAGCCAAGAGGCCCUCUUCCCCCGAAACUCUUCUACGGGGAUCGUGAGAAGCCCUCCUAAGACUCUUUCAAUUGGUGACCCUAGCUCGUGAAUCAGUCGAUGUUAAUCUGAUUUGAAUGGACCCCUGACCCACCAAUUAAUAACAUUUAAAGAGAGAGCCCCGGAGAGCUGUGGAUCGAGCUUUCCAGAGCUUUUGGGGCUUUCUCGGGGCUCCCGAGGUUGGGGUCUACGCAAGCAUGAGAUGCGGGAUCCGCGGUAAACAAAACUCGCGUGUUUUCCGGCCGACCAUCUCAGGGACAGACGCGGCAAGGUGGCGAUUGGGCGAUACGUCGAUUGGGCGACAGCACGUGCGUGGCAACAAGCUGAUAAGCCGGCGGAUCGAUGGCGAGCACAUUGUUUUUCGACCCGGGCUUUCCAGCACAUCCAACGGAAGGCAACUCGACGUCAGCCCGAGCCCCUUUUCGAGUGAAGUCUAAUAAUACAAUCAGCGACGACAAUGCGAAUUGUUUAUUAAUAAUCCGAGACGAGUGGACCUGAGCCCGGAUUCUCGGCCUGCUGGGGGCUGUUGUCCGACUUCGACCCGUUUCGCAGAUCAGUGACUACGGAGCCGCCGAGUCGAUCGCACGAGCCCGGAUCCGAUCAGCCAAGAUGAGCUUCAGUCUCCGCUUCCAGCUGCCCGUUCGCCUGCUGGUGGACCUGCUCCUCCUGGGCAUCCUCCUCGUCCUGGUGGAGAACUUCUCCCACUUCUGGCCGCCGCCCACCAAGCGCGGCUUCUUCUGCGACGACGAGUCCCUGAUGUACCCGUACCACGAGAACACAGUCAGUCCCGCCUUGCUGCACUGGCUGGGACUGCACCUCCCGCUGCUCUUCCUGGUCGUCUUCGAGUGCCUCAUCCACCGCCACAGGAUUAUGGAGGACUGGGGGCGCCUUUGGCCGGCGUACAACACGGUGCGCUGGUUCCUCUACGGCUACGUGUUCAACGAUCUGCUCAAGGGGAUUGGCAAGCACACAAUCGGGCGCCUUAGGCCCCACUUCUUCGCGGUGUGCAGGCCGCACUUCCCGGACGGAAGCAGCUGCUCCGACGUGCAGCACAGCGGAGAGCUCGAGUACCACACGGACUACGAGUGCCGGCCCGAUCUCUCGCUGGCCAGCGAGGAGAUGAUCCGGGACGUGAACGUGUCCUUCCCCAGCGGCCACUCCGCCAUGGCCUUCUACGGCCUGGUCUUCGUGGCCCUGCACCUCCGCCGGCGCCGCUCCCCCCUGGGGGGAUCCCUGCUGGGCCCCGUGCUCCAGCUGGCCUGCGUGGCGGUGGCCUGGUUCGUGGCCCUCAGCCGGGUCAUGGACUACAAGCACCACUGGUCGGAUGUUGCGGCCGGCUCGCUGCUGGGUGCCGGGACCGCCUUUGCGGUCGUCCGGGCAGCCGCGUUCGAGGAGCAGCAGGGGAGGUGCCAGGAUUCACCCGCACAGGAAGAGGGUGCAAGGCGGCAGGAUGCGGCGGUGGAGGGAGCCGCAGUUAAGGGGGGCCAGCAGGUGCCGCAGGACUUGUGUCUGGUCUAAUUAGUUGGGGUUGCGAUUCAGCAACUGCUAGUUUAAGGUUUACAAUAAAGUUAGUGACAAGAGAAA
Messenger RNA from Drosophila ficusphila, 2484 nucleotides. Its product is annotated as putative phosphatidate phosphatase. The record is from RefSeq and is a predicted model, not a curated record. Lineage: Eukaryota; Metazoa; Arthropoda; Insecta; Diptera; Drosophilidae. Gene Ontology annotation, molecular function: phosphatidate phosphatase activity. Gene Ontology annotation, biological process: phospholipid dephosphorylation; signal transduction; phospholipid metabolic process.